Messenger RNA from Sarcophilus harrisii (Tasmanian devil), 2477 nucleotides. RefSeq names its product solute carrier family 26 member 1 (gene SLC26A1). Gene Ontology annotation, molecular function: oxalate transmembrane transporter activity; secondary active sulfate transmembrane transporter activity; bicarbonate transmembrane transporter activity. Gene Ontology annotation, biological process: transmembrane transport. Lineage: Eukaryota; Metazoa; Chordata; Mammalia; Dasyuromorphia; Dasyuridae. The transcript has 3 exons. The coding region runs from base 179 to 2338 and encodes 719 amino acids. The record is from RefSeq and is a predicted model, not a curated record. Gene Ontology annotation, cellular component: membrane.
GGACUAUGGUACAGAACAUAGGCAUUGCAGUGACUGGGGUAAAAGCAUUUUUCUAAAGAGAAUGCACCAAGUCAAUUCAAGUGGAAGCGAUUAUUGAUCCCGACUCUAUUGAGCGAAGGACUGUUGGUGGACGCUGGAAUUGCCUCUGUCUUCCUGUCAAAAAGGUGCCACAAAAGACAUGCUUGUGGACAGCAUGAAUGCACCCAGGAUGGAUGGGCAGGCUGAGCUGGAGAGAACGGAUCCUGGGCUGCAGAUUCCCAUCCUCAUCCAGAGACAAGCUCCACCUCAGAAAAGCCUUCGAGAGACAGCAAAGGCCAGUCUGAGGAAGAAGUGUUCACUGACCCCGACCACAUUGAAGGAUGCCAUCCUGGGGUUCUUCCCUGUGAUAGGCUGGCUUCCCAAGUACCGCUUCAGAGAAUACAUCGUGGGUGACAUUAUGUCUGGCCUUGUCAUUGGAGUCAUCUUGGUUCCCCAAGCCAUUGCCUAUUCCCUGCUCGCAGGGCUAAAACCUAUCUAUAGCCUCUACACAUCCUUCUUCUCCAACAUCAUCUAUUUCCUAAUGGGCACCUCCAGGCACGUGUCCGUGGGCAUCUUCAGCCUGCUCUGCCUCAUGGUGGGGCAGGUGGUAGACAGAGAACUACAGUUGGCUGGGUUUGACCUGAAUGAAGACGUUGCCGCAGCCGGAAGGAACGACAGCAAUGAGACCUUCCCAGCUUCCGAGCUACCUUUGGGGGGCCUGAGUCCAGAAUGCGGGAAGGAAUGUUAUGCAAUCAGCAUUGCUACGGCCUUGACUUUCCUAGCGGGGGUCUAUCAGGUGCUCAUGGGACUUUUUCGGCUUGGCUUUGUCUCCACGUACCUCUCCCAGCCUCUUCUGGAUGGAUUUGCAACAGGGGCUUCCUUAACCAUCCUAACCUCCCAAGUCAAGUACCUCUUUGGAAUAAAGCUCCCCCGUUACCAGGGCUAUGGCAUGUUCCUCGCCACGUGGGUGAAUAUGAUUCGAAACAUCACCCAGGCAAACGUCUGCGACGUCCUCACCAGCGCCGUCUGCCUGACAGUGCUGAUCACCGCCAAGGAGCUAACAGAGAGGUACAAGAAGAAGCUGAGGGUUCCUCUCCCGACGGAGCUGGUGGUCAUCGUCACUGCCACGCUGGUCUCCCACUUUGGGAAGCUCCACGAGCGCUACGGGUCCAGCAUCUCCGGGGACAUCCCCACGGGCUUCAUCCCCCCCCAGGCACCCAGCUUUGGGCUGAUGCACCGCGUGGCCUUAGAUGCGGUUCCCAUAGCAGUCAUCGGCUUUGCUUUCACAGUCUCACUGUCAGAGAUGUUCGCCAAAAACUACGGCUACACUAUCAGGGCCAACCAAGAGAUGUUUGCCGUGGGCUUCUGCAACAUAAUCCCCUCUUUCUUUCACUGCUACACCACCAGCGCGGCCUUGAGUAAGACCUUGGUCAAGACCUCCACUGGGUGCCACACCCAAGUGUCCAGCGUGGUCAGCGCCGCCGUGGUGCUCUUGGUGCUCCUGUUCCUGGCCCCGCUGUUCUACUCCUUGCAGAAAUGUGUCCUGGCCUGCAUCAUCAUCGUCAGCCUGAAGGGGGCCCUGUGGAAGUUCAGAGACGUGCCCAGGCAGUACCGGGUCAACAAGACGGAUGCCCUGAUAUGGUGCGUCACCAUGGCCUCCUGCGCCCUCAUCAGCAUAGAAAUCGGCCUCCUGGUCGGGGUCCUCUUCUCCGUGUUCUGUGUGGUGGGCCGCACGCAGCAUCCCCACGUGGCUUUGCUCGGCCAAAUCGAGAGCACCGUUUUCUAUGAGGACAACAGAAAAUACGAAAACCUUCUCCCCAUCCCCAAGAUCAGAAUAUUUCGCUUUGAGGCCCCCCUUUACUAUGCAAACAAGGACUUCUUCCUAAAAUCCCUCUACAAGAUGACGGGCCUCGACCCCACACUAGAAGCAGCAAAGAGGAAAAAGUGCGAAAGGGGGAAGGCGCCCAUGGACGGGGGACACGUGGGAAAGGGGGCUCUUGGCGAACUGGGCCAAGCCGACCCCUCCUGUCACUUGGUCCCAAAGCAAGGCGAGUUUCACACUAUCAUCAUUGACUGCUCCUCAGUGCUGUUCCUGGACACUGCCGGCAUCGGCACGCUUAAAAAUGUGUGGAAAGAUUACAAGGCCGUGAACGUUGCGAUCCUCCUUGCGGGCUGCAACCCGUCGGUGACAGAGUCUCUGAGGAGAGGGGGCUACUUUGGCAACGAUGACUCAAGUAUGAAGGAAUUACUCUUCUACAAUGUGCAUGGGGCAGUCCAGUUUGUGCGGUCCAGGGAGCAGGUGGUGGACUCCACCCUCUAGGGCUCAAUCUCCCAACAGCCCUUCAGAUCCUAACUCCCCAGACCCACCACCCUGAGCCAACUCCUACAGAGCCUGAGGGGCUGGGGGCAAAGGCAGCCUGGGAUCCCUGCUUCUGAAGGGAACACUGGCAGAGGUUCCA